Molecule: messenger RNA, 1794 nt
Organism: Penicillium salamii
Lineage: Eukaryota; Fungi; Ascomycota; Eurotiomycetes; Eurotiales; Aspergillaceae
Source: the annotation of a GenBank genome assembly
AUGGAUAACAAUUUUACGCCUAUAUCAGAUGCUUGUUCCAAAUCAGGCAAAUACAAUGUCCUAGGAGUGGUCGUCGAUUGCUUACCCAUCACUUGGUCAAAAGGCUCUUCGGCUCUUGUCACAUUCACCAUCAAAGACUCCGACCUCGAUGGCGACCCACAGACCGGCCUCAAAGUCAAAUACUUCAAUGACGACGACAGUACUCUUCCUAAUGUUGAGCAUAAUGCUGUGGUCCUCGUGCGGGGAAUCCGUACUCGCAUAUACCAAGGGAAAAUGACAGGGGUUGUUUCCCAAAAGGAUCUUGUCCCUUGGGCUGUAUUUCGUCCGCAGUCAGCUCCAAGCUCUAGCCCAACCAUCAGCAGUGGCCCAGUUCCUUUCGAGCCAAGCUUAUGGGAACGAAACCAGGCACAAUCACUCUUGGACCUCGUAUCUGGGGGCGACAGCGGUGUACAACAAACUGCCUCCCGCAAAAAACCUAGUCCUGGUCAAACCACUGUGGUCCAGGCCUCCAAAUCCCCUAAAGCUGGAGGUUUGCCAACGUUAUUGGUCAAGGAUCUGGCGGUUAACAGGUUUUGCCAAUUGCUCGGGCAAGUCAUAAGGCUCAAAUCAUACGACAGCGAGAAAUGCACGAUGUAUAUGACUGAUUACACAGAGCACGAGGAGCUUUUCGAGUACAAGAAACCCGGUGACGAUGACAACGGCACUGAGGGCGACCCGUACAAUUACAUCAAGAGGAAUGACAGUAACGACUGGCCAGGCCCAUGGGGCAAGCGUGUUCUUCAGGUCACUCUGUGGGAGCCGCAUGCUAGCUUUGCUCGUGAAAAGGUCAACCCAGGCGAUAAUGUCCUGUUGACAUAUGUCCGGCCUAAGGAAGAUCGUUACCUAGAGGUUGCCGUCCAUGAAGACAGGAAAUAUCCAACCAAGAUUCAUCUUCGAGUCUGUAGCAACAACGAUGAGCGCGUUCAAGAAUUACUGAAGCGGCGAGCUGAGUAUUGGAAUGUGCACGGCGAACCAAAGAAAGAGGCCAAAAAAGCCAACAAACAAGCCAAAAAAGUCCAGGGGCAAAAAAAGGAGGUUCGCAAAGAGGAAGGCCAACUAACACUAUCAACAUCGACCCGAAUUAAGAAAAAUGCGAAUGUCAAAACAAGAAUUUACACAACGGCCAUUAGCCCUCUGGAGAAGAUUAUCUUGGCUGAAAGUCACAAGAACAAUGGUCCAGGGGGAGUUGUCUACCAGCUUCCAUUCCAGAACGUCCAUUACCGCUCUACGGUUCGAGUAGUCGAUUUCUUCCCCCCGAAUCUGGAGGAUUUUGCGGUCCAGACUGCGUACACUCCCUUGUUUACCAGCCAAGACUCUGCCACCGGGCCUACAGUUGGGUGGCAAUGGCGCUUUUGCCUUCUCGUUGAAGGAAUCGGGCCCAAACAACCCAACCACGAGCAUCGAGAGCUUGUGAAGCUCUAUGUAUCUGGCCAGGACGGUGAUUGUCUUCUCAACGAAGAAGCAGCGGAUCUGCGCGCUCAGCGUAAAAGACUAGCUCGGGUCAGAGAAAAGCUCUUUCUUCUGUGGGGUAAUCUCGAAGAGCAAAAGAACAAUGCCUUGGCCGCUGGCAAGCAAACCUGGGGACCAGUGAGCUCGGUGCCAUUUGAGUGUUGUAUCAAAGAGUACGGGGUACCAUGUGCUCAUAUGAGAGACUCCAAUGCGAUGGAUAUUGAUGACGAGUCUUGCAUUCAAAGUGAUUGCUUCGGAUGGGAAAGACGAUUCGCCAUGUUCGGCACAACCAUCCAUGAAGAAUGA